Messenger RNA from Xyrichtys novacula (pearly razorfish), 3747 nucleotides. NCBI's taxonomy places the organism in Eukaryota, Metazoa, Chordata, Actinopteri, Labriformes, Labridae. The record is from the annotation of a GenBank genome assembly.
AUGCAACGAUUUCCACUUUUUAAAAUCUACUCUCGACCCUCAGCUGACCACAAGAAAGGACAUUUUUGGCACCUGGGAUCAAAGUCAGGUCAGUAGACAAAACUUCACAAGUCGAGAGCUGAGUAUUUGUAACAUAGAAAACAGCUUAUUGUUGCGCCACGCAUAGGUCAUAGCGAGCAUAGUUUGUGAAAAGGCAGCUAACAGACUGGUGAUAUUUUCGCUCUUUCGCUGGUAUUCAGUGUUUUCUCGCUGUUUAAGAGGUCUCUCUGUGUUUCAAACGUGGUCUUGACAUCUUGUGGAACAUGCCAGACAAAGAUCACUUUCUUUUGUAUGCAUGCUCCUCUGACACAGCACCACGGCGUGCACGGUUCAGGACAUAAUGUCCUUAUUUUCAUUAGUCUCUCCUCAAUAUAAAUGAUGUGCAUUGACUCCUUACACGCGAUGGUUUUUCUAUGUGGAGAAAUCUGCUCCAAACGUAAAGCUGUAAGGUUUUUAUCACUGCAGCUCUCGGAUGGGAAGACAAAGUUACGUAACGUUAAGAUGAAUGCCGCACUGAAGAAAAACUUCCGCUUUCAAGUUGACCAAUAGCUUCAGUGUGCGUGCUGCAACACAGUCUGUAAGUGACUAAAGAUGACUAAACACGGUCCUUAACUGAUGAAUAUCAGCCCGGGGCUUUCUCAGAUAAAAAUAAACUUUAUUUUUAACUCUAAAAUUUUAACUCUGGAGAUUUAAUUUGAUAAAGGAAACAAUCAAUGACUGCUUUUCAUUGUAUCUUAACUUUGGGCAGUGUUCUCUAACAGCCUUUAUUAAAGUCCCUUUUAUCCUGCUUUGGGUAUAAUUAGGAAUAAACAUGUUAAGAUAAUUUUGGAAUUUACCCCGGUAUGUUUAAUAUUUUCAUGCUUCUUUUUUUACACUUUUUUUUAUUUUUGCUGUUUCUGCAACCUUAUUAAGAUUUAAAGCUUAAAUUUUGUAUCCAGUGAUCAUGUGCUUGAACAUGGCCUGUAAGGUUCUGCUUUGUGUUUUCAAGCUGUAGUUUGAGGAACUGUAAAAAACUGAAAGUUUUUCUGGUUUGGUCUUAAAUCAGAUGUGUUCAGCAUGAACUGUUAAGCAGUUGCAUAAGAUAGCCUGACCCCACAGGCCGACUCUGCUUCCCCUGUCGUCUUUUUAACAUGCAUGUACAGUAUCUUCUCUAUCUCGUUCUUCCCAUGAAUCGUGGGGUAAGAGAGGUAGAGCAUGCAGUCCAAUCCAUCCAUCCCAAAAAAGCCUCUGUUUUUUCUCUCUUUUGAUGUAGUUGUAUGAUAAAGUAAAGGAUACGGCUGAAAAUAAGAGAUAGUGUGCAGGUGUGUGGCUAUGAGACACCAGAGUCAAUAGUUAGCCCCACCCCCCCCCAGGUGUCAUGGACCUAAUUUUAAGCUCCAUGAGGAGUUUCUUAAAAUUAAUUAAACAGACUGAAAUUUACAUUGACGACUUUGUCUAUAGGGGGUGCCAAAAUUUGACAUUAGGAACCAUGUGGUAGGUUUUGUAACUCAUCAAUAACUUAAAGGUUAUUAGUGUGCGGUCAUGAGGGGAUGGGUGUAUUAACUGGGUGCUCAUCCUUUUGGGUUUCAGUGUCUUUUUGUAUUGUGAAACUUGAUAUCAGAUACUUCCUGUUGAUUGACAAGAUGGCCAAAGGUUGCUGACUAAUUGACCUAAGAUAGUAUGUUUUUGGUUGCAUCAUGUGGCUUUAAAAUCUGCUGAGCUGUUGUCGUAGUUUCCCAUGUCCUUGGCUGGCUGUGUGCACACUCCUCUUUCACUGUGUUAGUCAUAUUUAAAUGUUCAUAUUCAGCAUUUGGUAAACCGAGACAUUUGGCAGAAAAUGACCAAAAAAGCAAACUAAAAAUUGGACCAAACAAAAGGAAAGUAAACAGUGUCAGAAGUAAUUUUUCAUAGGCUAAACAAAAGAAGCACAUUUGGAGUUCACACUUGACCAUAUUAUGCUCCAUUUGGCCACAUUUAACUCCCAUGACAGUGUGUCUAAUAGAGAGGAAACCACAGUGUACAGAAAUUUCUGAGCUCUUCUUGGAAUAAAGGGGAGUUUGUCUGAGUCUGCUUUGUACACUCUUGUUCUCCUGUCUUUUUGCCUCUGGGGAUUACAUAAGGACAAAUCUUGCCAAGAUCUCUGUAAAUGGUCAUAUAGUCAUUCCAGAAAAAGAAGCAAUAUAAUAAAAUUGCUUAAGGAGGGCAGCCUUAGCGUCUGUCUGCCGUAACAGACUAACAAUUCAUCAGACUAAAGAGAGUCGGCUUUAAAGGAGCUGUGCACCACAGCCAAAUUCCUUCCUGACUCCCUGUAACAGACUGGGAACCUCAAAUAUCUAUUUUCUUCUGAUUUGUUGUUGUUAAACGUGUUUUUAACCUCAUACUAUAAAGCUUACCCUGUUUGUACUAUAGCAAGCACAGCAGACAGUGCUUUGUUUUUUUUUUUUUGUUUUUUUUUUCAUUGAUCUGAGAUUUUGCAGUCUGACUGUGUCUCCAAUUUUCUCCCUCUUUCUCCUAGCUGUGGUCACGACCAAGUCUGACACGAUGCCAGGACAAAUCCCAGAUCCGCUGGUGACGGCAGGCUCCCUGCCCAGCCUAGGCCCUCUGGCUGGGAUUUCAGCCACCACACUGACUGACAAGCUCAAAUUUGGAGACUUCCAGGAGUUUGGUACGAUGUUGUCACCUCUGCACUUCCUGGACAGUUUUGGGAAGAGGCCCCUGGUGAUUAAAACAGAGGUACAGAAAACAACAAGUGCAUGGCAACCAACAACUGCAUUAAGUCUUUUAAAACAAUGUAUCUAGUAUAUUUUCAUGGCCCUUUUGAAAUAUAGCCACAGAGAAAAAUACUAAUUCAACAUCCAAAAUCCAGUUUUUCUCAACUGAUUUGGCAGAUUGUCACUACUUGUAUAUGUAUAUAAAGUAUGUAAAAAUAUAUAUAAAAAUUCAAAUCCAAAAAAGCCCAGAUUGCCUCAAAAUGAAAGAACCUUUUCCAAACAGAACUGAGUCACUCCUUAAAGCCCCUGUGAGGAAAUUUUGUUUUGCAUCAGUGUUAAAAUCUCCUGUUGAUGAAGCCGUCUUUGCUGAUGUUCCUCUGCCCAGAACAAUCUCAUCCCUUUUACCUUUGACAGUCUAAUUGCUUCCCCGGUAGCUUGGCUGAAAAUGAUGAUUUUAAGACUUACCAGACUUGUUUCUGAUGAUCUUGUUUGCUUUUAUAGAUCAUAAAAAGGCAACAAUAUGAAUUUCUGUCUAUUUCAGAAAUGUAAAAAAAAAAAAAAACUUCUUACUGGAGCUUUAAUCAACAACACCUUUAAUUGAAACCCUUUUUCUGCACUGUUGUUUAGAGAGAUGAGGAGGAGGAGAGAAGGAAACGAAGGCGAGAGAAAAACAAAGUGGCAGCUGCUCGUUGUCGAAACAAAAAGAAAGAGAGGACAGAUUAUUUACAAAAGGUGAGAUACACCUGGCAUGUUAAUUUUGUCUAAAGUGUAUAAAAAUACCUUUCUGUUUAACCCUGUCUAUUCUGCUUCUUUUCUCUACGUCCUUGCACAGGAAUCAGAGCGACUAGAGAUGUUAAACUCUGACCUUAAAGCCCAAAUUGAGGAGCUGAAACUUGAAAGACAGCAACUGAUCCUCAUGCUGAAUCGUCAUCGCCCCACAUGUAUUGUCAGGACUGAUAGCGUGAAAACGCCGGAGAGCGAGAUGAAUCCCCUGCUGCAGCAGCUGGAGGAAAAGUGA